AUGCACUUAAUCAACGUUACGGGCCCAAGAUCCAUAUUUAGCUCAACAUUAUAUUGGAAAUGCUGGGAUGUCUUAUCUCCUCAAACGCUAUCCCAUGAUGGCGGAGGCAACAGUCAGGGCAUUGUCAGUAUGGUGAAGUGGACCCUGGCCAGGUACAAUGGCGAUGCGAGAAAGGUGUUCUCCAUAGGUACAAGCUCAGGCGCCAUGAUGACCAACGUCUUGCUCAGCUCAUACCACGAGGUUUUCGCCGCCGGGAGCGCAUGGGCUGGCGUUGCAUUCAGCUGCUAUGCCAGCAACGGGUACGCCGUGUGGAGCGACGCCUGCGCAACAGGGCAGAUCACCAAGACGGGUGCCGAGUGGAAGACUAUCGUCGAAGCGGCCUACCCCGGCUACCACUCGGGGUGGAGACCGAAGAUGCAGAUAUUCCACGGCACAGCCGAUACCAUUCUCCACCCGCAGAAUCUCCAGGAGGAGAUCAAGGAGUGGACUGCUGUGCUGGACUUGCCGAGCGCGCCUGUCAGAACGUUGGCGGAUAGUCCGCAGAGUGGGUGGACGACCUAUGUCUAUGGGGACUCGUUCACGGCUAAAAUUGCGCAGGGGGUGGACCAUAACAUUCAGACGAAUACAACGGUGGUGCUGGACUGGUUUGAUCUCACGUGUAUUGGAACGGGACGCUUCUCGAGGCCCGCUUCGGGCGGCAGGUCGAGUUCAAUGGGACUGCCAGCGACAUCGCUGGCUGCCGCCACAAGCAGCAAAUCAUCCACGAGUAAGUCACCGACGAGCACAUCAACGAGUGCGGCGACUACAGCUACGGGAACUACCCAAGCGAAGUAUCAGCAGUGCGGAGGCGCAACAUAG
Molecule: messenger RNA, 858 nt
Organism: Drepanopeziza brunnea f. sp. 'multigermtubi' MB_m1
Lineage: Eukaryota; Fungi; Ascomycota; Leotiomycetes; Helotiales; Drepanopezizaceae
Source: RefSeq, a predicted model, not a curated record